Messenger RNA from Haliotis rubra (blacklip abalone), 6358 nucleotides. RefSeq names its product thrombospondin type-1 domain-containing protein 7B-like. The record is from RefSeq and is a predicted model, not a curated record. NCBI's taxonomy places the organism in Eukaryota, Metazoa, Mollusca, Gastropoda, Lepetellida, Haliotidae.
ACAGGAAAUGGAAUCGGGAUAAUCAACGGCCAUUUUGGAUUCUCCCUUGUGUUCUUGUUGCUGCUGUUCAGAUGUAAUGAUGUCGCAGGACAGAGGGGACAUCACUGGGCCACAGGUCCUUGGGGUGACUGUGAAAAUGAACGCUGUGGAUUUGGAGGAACACAAUACCGAGAAGUGUGGUGUGAGAGUGAGAGAGGGCACCCUGUACAUUAUUCCUACUGUGGAUCUUUCCACAAACCUUCAGAAUUUGAAACAUGUUAUAAAGACUGCAAUGCAGAGAGUGUGAUUCUGGACAAGAACUACGGUGAACGUGAUUCCUGGUCACAAGGAGUGGAUGUUGUGUGGUCCGUAUCACCAUGGAGCACAUGUAAACUUUCUCCCGGAAGUAAAGCCUGUGGGAAAUAUAAUGGAGUUCAAACACGAAAAGUUAUCUGUGAGCGUCGAGACAGUCAUAUAAGAGUUGAGGAGCAUUUAUGUCAAGUACAUGAACGAAAACCAAACAGGACACAACCAUGUGAGUUGCUAUGUAAGCAAGAUUGUAUAGUUUCUUUAUAUUCCAGUUGGAGUAAAUGUGAUUCUACGUGUCGUGUUCCAAAUCGGUCAAAGACAAGACGGAUUAUUGUGCCUCCAAGACAUGGGGGAAGACAUUGUGAGGCCUUCUCAAUGAUGUUGCCUUGUGAAAACUGCACGGAAACAUACACAUAUUCACUGGAACCCUGGGAAACCUGCCAGCCAUUCGAAAACACAUACAGGGAGAAUGUAAAAACCCAUCCACUCAUUGGAUACCAAAAACGGGUGAUCAACUGCCUCACCAGCAAAGGCACAAUAACCAAACUAAAAUUUUGCACAGACAAAGUGACCGAGCCCCUUCUUCAUCAGCAUCAAUCGUGCAUCAUUCCACAAGACUGUGUUGUCUCAGGCUGGUCACAGAUACAGCCAUUCAACAACAGCUGCUACGGAGAACACGGCAUCAACUCUGGGUACAUGAUCCGCACACUUUCAGUGUUACAGCUUCCUCUUGGAAAUGGUCGUGCAUGUCCAGAGAAGCUUCAUGAUGUCAUCAAGCUGGACGGAGAUGAUGUGAACAAUCUCAAGCCAUGCAGAAGAGCCAAGUGGAUCGUAUCGGGGUGGAACACAUGUGAGCCUGUCCCUGGCUACUCUCACUGUGGCAUCGGGAUACAGAGCAGGAAGGCCAUCUGUGUGGAGGUGGAUGAGGAGGGUCUGGAGCGUCCUGUGUCGGAUGUGCGAUGUGACAUCGCCAAGCGCCCACUCAUCUCACAGCGAUGUCACGUGGACUGCAACUGGCACUGCUCAGUGUCCCAGUGGACCACCUGGACCCAGUGUGAAGAUCGGUCCUGUGACGACAACGGCAAGAAAAGAACACUGCCAGACAUUACAGGAAAACGUUACAGGACCCGAGAAAUCCUGACCCUGCCUGGUCCUGGGGGUAACCCAUGUCCCCAUCUGAGUGAGACUCAGUCUUGUGUCCCCAAAGCAUGCUUCCACUGGAAUGUGACCCUCGGGGCCUGUGAGCCAUCCCAGAGGGGUGGAUGUGGGGUGGGUCACCGCACAAGGCACAGUGUCUGCAUUGACAGGAGAGGGGAUAGAGUGUCUGAGAGCUUGUGCUGGGAACACGAACAUCGGACGGAGGACUGGGAGGACUGCUACGUGCCAUGUUGGAAUGACUGUGUGUUGUCUGAAUGGGGAUACUGGACCACCUGCCCCGAACCUUGUACUGGCAGUGUCCCAACCACCAGAAGAAGGGAGAGAAGCAUUCUAGCCUUCAGUGGCAAAGAUGGUCAACCCUGUGCCCCCCUUCUGAAGGAGGAGGAGCCGUGCCCCGCCCUGGUGGAGUGUGCCAAGUACCGGUGGAAGCAUGGAGAAUGGGGCAAUUGUCUGCUGGAUAAGUCCACUCAGAUCUGUGGGCGGGGCAUCCAGCAGCGGGAUGUGCGAUGCUACAACCACCUGGGCCAAACUGUGCUGGAGCGAAGGUGUGAGGAUCGGGUGAAGCCCAAGCAGUCCCAGACUUGUACAGUUGAGUGUCCUAAAGACUGUCUGGUCACCGAGUGGGCAGAGUGGUCCAGCUGUGGAGUGGAGUGUCUCAACAUCAGGGCCCGCCAAAUCCUUCCCACACAGCAACGUCAGCGCUACAUCUUGCAGUUUCCAGAAGGCAGUGGUACUCCAUGCCCCAACAGUCUGUUUGAGGAGCGACAGUGUGUUCACCUGCCGAUCUGCGAGCAGUAUGAGUGGCACAAGUCUAACUGGAGUAGCUGCAUCCUCCCACCUGUCGUCCCUUACUGCGGCAACGGACUUCGCGCUCGGAACAUUUCGUGUCACCAUGGUAACGGAACCAAACACCCUAUCAACACAUGCCUGCUGGAAAUUGGCGCAAUGCCGGUGACCGUGGAAAAGUGCUACGUGGCAUGUGCCAAGGAGUGUCACAUCUCUGACUGGUCACCAUGGGAGAGAUGUGUAGGGGGGUGCAAUGGUUACAGAUUCCGGACACGCAAACUUUUAGGUGAAAGUCGUUUCCAUCCUGUUUGUCGACACAAGUACCAGCUUGAUGAGCAGGAGAAGUGCAAGUGUAGUCAGCUGCUUCCCAUGGUGAUUGGUGGGUGGUCAGACUGUAUCCUGGACGAAAAGGAAGACGUCAAACAGAGGUUUGCACAGAUGUCUCUCAAGUCUAUUCGUCACCGAGAUGCCAAUGAGUCCACAAGGAGUGAUCCCACACAAGCAUACUGUGGAAGUGGAAGAAGGUUCAAGGCCUACGCAUGUCAGAAUGACAGGAGGGAUAUGGAAAGUGCAGAUAAAUGCUUCAACUCAGAGUACAAGGAGGAGAUGUGUAUCGUGCCCUGUCCGGUGGACUGUGAGAUGACCGAGUGGAGCGAGUGGUCACAGUGCAGUGUCAAGUGUGGGUCUGGAAUGCAGCUACGAUUCCGCAGCAUCGCAACACAGCCAGCUGAUGGGGGCAGGAAGUGCCCUUCACUAGAUGGCACCCGGAAGGAGACCCAGAGUCGAGUGUGUCGGUCACCCUGUGAGUACCAUGUCUGGGAGGCAUCUAAGUGGGGGUCGUGUCGCCCCAUGACGGGGACCGGAUGUGGACAUGGAACACAGUCGAGAUCUGUCAGGUGUAAAACUAUCGGAGAGACACGACUGGCUGGAACGUUCCCCGAUGACAGUCUGUGUGAUCAGCAUGACAGUCCACAAGAGAACCAAGUUUGUCUACUGCCCUGCCCUGGGGACUGUGUGUUCAGUGACUGGACACCAUGGACAGCCUGCACCCAGCCAUGUAAUGGCCGCCAGAUCCAGAGAAGGUCUCGUAAACUUCUGCGGAAACCAGCAUCAUACUUUAUCAAGUCCCACAACAACUGCACACACAUGGCGGAACAGCGACCCUGUGUCAGGGGAGACAACUGUAUCGAGUACUCCUGGCAGCUGUCUGAGUGGACAUCGUGUUUGGUGAACAGCGGGCAUGAUGAGUGUGGUGUGGGACACAAGGAGAGGUACGCAUGGUGUCGAGAUGAGAGCGGCCGGACGGUCAACAACAUCCACUGUACAAAAAUCCAGGGUGAAGUGAUCGAGUCCAUGGUUGUGUCGUGUGAGAUACCAUGUGAUAACGACUGUCUGCUCUCUGACUGGUCAGACUGGACACCAUGCACAACAGAAUGUGGUCUUGGUGUUACACAGAGGAACAGGACAGUGAUUGAGAACCCUCUUGGUAAUGGUCGAAGAUGUCCUCCAGAGAGAGAGCUGCGCCAGUCCAAACCUUGCUUCAAGAAAGGCUGCUACCGCUGGGUGGUCUCUGACUGGUCAGAAUGUGAGGCAGAGACUGGAGUGUGUGGAGAGAGCAUACAGAGACGUAAUGUUUCCUGUGUUGGGGAAGACGGGGUGGCAGUUGAAACCAACAAGUGCCCAGUCGAUGUGGCCAAACUGGUUAUGAAGACAGUUCAGCCAUGCCAUGUGCCGUGUCCAGGAGAGUGUCUCAUGUCCAAAUGGUCCCAGUGGAGCGAGUGCCAUAUCAGCUGCCAAGAUUUCAGUCAUGAUUCCUCCCAGAAUAUUGGGGUAGGUUCGAUCUCGGCUAUCCUGGCCCACCCUCGACAAGACAAUGUGCCCUGCAGUGAGUUGGUAUGGGAGGAAGAGCCUUGCCAUGCCCAGAGAUGCUACUCCUUCUACUGGUUCCACACAGAAUGGAAUCGGUACGGGAAGAGAGAUGUGUGGUGUCAGAGAUCCGAUGGUCUUCAUGUCACAGGUGCAUGUGAUGAAAAGAUAAAACCGCCACAAACACUCAAAUGCCAACCACCAUGCCUAGCAGAUAAGUCGGAGUGUAUUAAUACUAACCUCUGCCGUUGUCGGGGCGAAUUGGAGGAACUCUACCACCCUGAUGGCACUAUUCGACUCUGCGUAAUGGACAAGAAUCAAACCACAACGAUACUCACCACUUCCGUCACUCUGCCAGCGGAUGGUGCCAGUAAUAUAUGGAUGUAUGCUGUGAUCGCAGUCGGCACCAUCUUCGUCAUCUCAGUGGCAGCUGCCCUUUACAACAUGUGUGAGCUGUUCCGUACCGGUCCACGUCCAAGACGUCGUGAUGGCAAAUCCAGCCAAAAUGACCUCAGAAGUUCUCAAAAUAUCAAUGAGAAAAAUGCAGAAAUGGACGCUCUAUACAAGCAGUGCAACCAGUCAACAAAUGACCUGAAUAAAGACCUUGAAAAAGUCCCUGACCACAUGCAGAAUGUACGUCUGCUGCAUGGAAUUACGGCUGAUGAACGUCCAACCAGGACUUCUUGUCCCCAUGUGUCGCAAAGAUUUUACGCAUGUUUGUUUUGUCCAAAGAAUCAUGAAAGUUCAGAAAAUGAACUGAAUCAAGCUAACCUUACUAAUGAGAGCACUGAGUUGACCAUACGAUCAGCAUGCCUUUCCAACCGUGAACUUGAUCUAGAUCUACCAUCCCCUGUGUUGUAUUCUAACAUUGGAGAGUUGCAGUUUCAUUCCAGCAUGUUAGAAGACAUAGACAGACACAAUGUUCCCAGUAGGUCUUCUGUAGAUCAUUGGAAUGAAGACAAUUCCUUAACCUCACACUUUGAACACGACUCCUAUGCAUGCAGCCUUAAUACAACUCAAAGUUUUGAUCGUGAAACUAACAAAUCAAGUGAUUCAAAGUUAUUUGGAGAUGACAUUAGGCGCGAUCCUAGUAUAGUUAAGAUGCAGAGUCAGGACUCUAAUGAUGAAGCGGUAUUGUCUUUGUAUGCGUUGCCACAUCGGUCCCGAGCUGCUGUGCACUCACCAGAAGACAACAGGGAGUUGGGAAGAAACAUGUUAGAACCUACCACACACUUAUGGCACAAAAAUCUCCGGCCCGUGAAGCCGUUGUAUGGUGCCAGAACCAGAGAUGAAGUCAACCUUGAUAAGAGGGAUCCUCAUGCUGGACCUCCUCCUCCAGUUCCUCCACGGCAGUACAGUGAAAGGAGCUCGCCCAAUGGGAGUUCAGAGAGACUUGAUGUGCAUAGCCUCAGCGCAGGCAAUAUCUGUGAUAUGGACAGGAACUCACGAAGAGGAGUUGCACAAAGACCAUUUUGGUCACCCCCGAUAAAAAAUGAUCGGACACAUCCCGUUGACAUGCGUGAAUCCCAGAGUGUGAAAACAAUCCCAGUGUUGAAAGUCAAUGGUGAAAUAACUGUGGACAAAAAGGAGACAACUGUUUAAUGUGUCCGUCACACAUCAUGUGCUUCAGUUGUUACACAGAUAUACUACUCAAAACAAUUGAAGAAUACGAUUCUUUCCGAUUAGUAUUGAAAAAUCAACAUAGUAAUCUCUCAUGCCAUAGUGACUGGUCACCAAUGUAAGGUCAUGAAAAAUGACAGCAAGAAGGAAAAGGCCUGGGAGAUCAACAAGACUGAUCCCAACUACAGCAUGUUGGCUUGAAAAUAUGUCUUGCCUUUGUGGUGGAUCGGAAGGAAAUGUUACAUAAAAUGGGGGAGGGGCAGCUAAAACUAAUACAGAACAAUCCCUGUCUGUAGUAAGAUAACAUUCCCUUAUGAAAGAAUCAGGUUUUCUAUCAAUUAUUUUGAGUAGUAAAUACUGAGGGUGAAUAAGGGAAUGCAUAAAAAUAGAAGAAAAAUUCAUAGUUGCAUUUAAAUAUGGAUAAUUUAUCAAGGUACCCAACACUAGUGAAAUGUCAGUAGUGAAUGUGUAAUCAUAUUGCCGACUAAAACGAGAUGAGUUAGCCUAGUGGUUAAGGCGCUGGUUCAUUGCACUGGUGGAAUGAUGUUAUAGUUUGAUGUCUGCCUUAGCUGGAAUAUUGCUGCAAGGCCGGCAGCCAUGACACUCUUGCUACUCAUUCCCAGCUGAUCCAAUGAGUUCA